Molecule: messenger RNA, 784 nt
Organism: Saprolegnia diclina VS20
Lineage: Eukaryota; Oomycota; Saprolegniomycetes; Saprolegniales; Saprolegniaceae
Exons: 5
Coding region: 6-611 (201 amino acids)
Cellular component (GO): cytosol
Source: RefSeq, a predicted model, not a curated record
UAGCAAUGGACUUUGAAGACUUGUUGAACGAAGUCGAGUCGGCCGUGCGCGGCACGGGCACGCCCGUGAAGCCAACGACAGCGUCGUCGUAUACAUCCUCCAAGCCAUUGUCUACGUACUCAUCCUCGUCGACCUCUUCGACGGUGAGUGCUCCCAAGCCAGCACCGACGUCGUCUUCCAAGAGCCGCAUGCAAUCGGACCUCGAUGACCUGCUCGACCUUGUCGCCGAGCCCGAGGUCGCGACUUCCGCCAAGAAGGCGGCGCCGAGAGAGUUCCAAUCAGGCAGCUCGAAAAAAUGCACGAACGUCGCGCUCGCCGGCACAGCACUCAAGCACGGCCAGCACGUGAGCGCGGUCAACGCUGCUGCGUGCUCCAACCUGCGCUGCAACGACUGCGACUUUACCGUCGUUCAGUUCACCAACACGCGAUGGCACGCAUCCGCCGACUACAUGUUUUUCCGAGAAAACGUGCCCAACGAAGCCAAGCUCCGAGCGAAAAUGGAGCCCUCGUCCGGAUGCAUUGCGUACGCCUGCCAGUGCAAGUGGCUCAGCGUCUCGGACAAAACGACGCCCGAGCGCGAGCGUGUCAAGUGGUGCUGCGCCGGCCACUAGCAACCCAAACCUCGAAAGUCAGAAGACCCUGAAUAUACAUAAUUCCGAGACUAGAACCAUAUAGCAAUGGACCGAGUCGCGACCUACGGGGUUUGCUUCCAUCGGAAAUCAACGUUGGGCCACCUCAACUCGGUCGUGUGUUCGCCCCAUUCAAGUAUCCUAAAAGAAUCCAG